GCAGUGCGUGACAGCAGCUGGACGGCUGGCUGCGCAGGGCGCACAGUGAGCCGCCAGGGAGCGAAGGGAGGAAGGCCGUCAGAGAGUUGGUGCGAACAUCAUCGACUUGAGAAACUACACCAAAAAAAAAAAAAACAUUCGGCCGGGCUUCAUCACCGAACCUCCGCGGACGGACAUGCGUCGCACUGCCCGAUCCUUGGAUUUUACGCGGAACCGCGCGAUCGACUGCUACCGCGAAGAUGAGUGAAUUCGGAGUAAAGGACGGCGGAGAAAGUGUGCUUUCCGUGGAAGCGAACGGGUCGUGUGCCACAACAUAACUCGGAGCGCACCGAGGCCAGCGGCAGCCUGUAGCAGCAGCAGCAGUUAGCAGGCUAAUCCAACUUAGCCCUGCUAACGUUACAGGUGUCGGCCUGUAGCCGUACUUGGCGUAUUUCUGCGUAGUGGCGAUACGUCUACACGCCAGCGGGUAAACUAUAGUGUGUCCGUGUGUUGUGUGACAUGACAUUGAAGUGAAGGGAACGUCUGCGCGUCGUCCGCUAGCCCACUAACGUCGUCCGCUAGCGCCACAGCAGCGCACACAUCACAUUUAGCAACAUUGUUAUUGGCUAACGAGCUAGCUCCCCUACGCUAGCAUCCGCCGCGUCGCUGUGUUUACAGCGGCGGGGCUAGCCGCUCCGGCUAGCGGGACACAGGCUCUACAUGCAUGUGCGUGUACAUAUGUAGCCGUCGUUCUCUUGCCAGUCGACCCCAUUCGACGUGUUCGGAUUCAGCGACACGGUGGUUUUCCGUGCCAGCGAGCUGGUUGACUUUCCCUCGCCGUGCCUGGACGCACCCACCCACAAGGAGUCUCACCCGGGGCCGAUGCUGACAGCCCACCCAGGACCACGGCCACAGCCAUGCAGCCUCAACACAUAUAUGACUUCUCGAGUGACGAGAACAGUCACAAAUGGAGAGGCCUCUUUGUGCAAGCGUUGCGAAAGGUGCAGAUGCAGGUCCACCCGACGCUGGAUGCCAAGGAGGACGCGCUGCAGCACAUCGAGGAGCUGAUCCUGCAGCUGCUCAACAUGCUCUGCGUGGCCCAGCCGCGCUCCGUACAGGACGUGGAGGAGCGCGUGCAGAAGACCUUCCCCCACCCCAUCGAUAAGUGGGCCAUUGCCGACGCCCAGUCGGCCAUCGAGAAGCGGAAGAGGAGGAACCCCUUGCUCCUCCCCGUGGACAAGAUCCACCCUCUAUUGAAGGAGGUCCUAGGCUACAAGGUCGACUACCACGUGUCUCUGUACAUCGUGGCCGUGCUGGAGUACAUCUCGGCAGACAUACUGAAGCUGGCCGGGAACUACGUCGGCAACAUCCGGCACUACGAGAUCAGCCAGCAGGACAUCAAGGUGUCCAUGUGUGCAGACAAGGUGCUGAUGGACAUGUUCGACCAGGAGGAGGACAUCGGCCUGGUGUCCCAGUGCACCGAGGAGCCCUCCUCCUCGGGCGAGGUGACCUACGACGACCUGGUGCGGCUGGAGAUAGCUGAGGAGCGGCAGUACCUCCGAGAGCUGGACCUCAUCAUCAAGGUGUUCCGCAACCACUUCCUGUCCAACAACAAGAUCUUCACGCCGCAGGACGUGGAGGUGAUCUUCAGCAACAUCCUGGACAUCCACGAGCUGACGGUGAAGCUGCUGGGCCUGAUCGAGGAUGCGGUGGAGAUGACGGCCGACGGCAGUCCUCACCCCCUCGUGGGCAGCUGCUUCGAGGACCUGGCCGAGGAGCAGGCCUUUGAUCCCUACGAGACCCUCUCCCAGGACAUCCUGAACAAGAAUUUCCACGAGCACUUCAACAGCCUGAUGUCCCGUCCCACCGUGGGACUCUACUUCCAGUCUAUUGCAGAAGGCUUCAAGGAGGCCGUCCAGUACGUUCUUCCCCAGCUCAUGAUGGUCCCAGUCUACCACUGUAUGCACUACUUUGAACUGCUGCAGCAACUGCAGGAGCACAGCGAGGACCAGGACGACCGGGAGUGUCUGAAGCAGGCCAUCACCGCCCUGCUGAACCUCCAGUGCAGCGUGGAGCGCAUCUACACCAAACACCAACCGCGCCGCAAGCCAGGGGAGCCCAUGUACCGCCUGUACAGCCGGCAGGUGCGCAGCAAGCAGCUGGCCAUCAAGCGCAUGAACGAGAUCCAGAAGAGCAUCGACGGCUGGGAGGGCAAGGACAUCGGCCAGUGCUGCAGCGAGUUCAUCCUGGAGGGCCCGCUGCUGCGCGCCGGCGCCAAGCACGAGCGCCACAACUUCCUGUUCGACGGGCUGAUGAUCAGCUGCAAGGCCAACCAGAGCUCGCGGCUGCCCGGCUCGGGCAGCGGCGCCGAGUACCGCCUGAAGGAGAAGUUCGUGCUGCGCAAGAUCCGCAUCGCCGACCGCGACGGCGACGCGGCCUCGGAGCUGCGGCACGCCUUCGAGCUGGUGGGCAAGGACGAGAACAUCGCCGUGUUCUGCGCGCGCACGGCGGAGGAGAAGGCGGCGUGGAUGGCGGCGCUGGUCACGCUGCAGUACCGCUCCACGCUGGACCGCAUGCUGGACUCGGUGCUGCAGCACGAGGAGCAGACGCAGCCGCUGCGGCUGCCGGCGCCCGAGGUGUACCGCUUCGCCGUGCAGGACUCGGAGGAGAACAUCGUGUUCGAGGACCGCGUGCAGAGCAAGACGGGCAUCCCCAUCAUCAAGGGGGGCACGGUGGUCAAGCUCAUCGAGAGGCUCACCUACCACAUGUACGCCGACCCCAACUUCGUGCGAACCUUCCUCACCACGUACCGCUCCUUCUGCAAGCCCCAGGAGCUGCUGUCGCUGCUCAUCGACAGGAUCGACAUCCCAGAGCCGGAGCCCACGGAGGCGGAUCGCCAGGCGCUGUGGAACGGGGAUCAGCCAAUGGCAGCAGAGCUCCAGAGGUUCCGGAAGGAGUAUGUGCAGCCGGUCCAACUCAGGGUGCUCAAUGUGUUCCGGCAGUGGGUGGAGCACCACUUCUACGACUUUGAGAACGACCUGGAGCUGAGGAGCCGACUAGAGGAAUACAUCACCAGCAAAAUACAACUGAGAGGCAAGUCGAUGAGGAAGUGGGUGGAGUCCAUCAACAAGAUCAUCAAGAGGAAGCUGCAGACGCAGGCCAAUGGCGUCAGCCACAGCAUCACCUUCGAGAGCCCGCCCCCGCCCAUCGAGUGGCACAUCAGCCGGGCGGGGCAGCUGGACACCUUCGACCUCAUGACCCUUCACCCCAUCGAGAUCGCCCGCCAGCUCACCCUGCUGGAGUCAGAGCUGUACAGGGCGGUGAGGCCCUCAGAGCUGGUGGGCAGCGUGUGGACCAAGGAGGACAAGGAGAAGAACUCCCCCAACCUGCUCCGCAUGAUCCGCCACACCACCAACCUCACGCUGUGGUUCGAGAAGUGCAUCGUGGAGGCGGAGAACCUGGACGAGCGCGUGGCGGUCUUCACGCGGGUCAUCGAGGUGCUGCAGGUCUUCCAGGAGCUCAACAACUUCAACGGCGUCCUGGAGGUGGUCAGCGCCAUCAACUCUGUCCCCGUGUACCGCCUGGACCACACCUUCGAGGCGGUCCCGGAGAGGAAGAAGAAGAUCCUGGAGGAGGCGGUGGAGCUGAGCCAGGACCACUUCAAGAAGUACCUGGCCAAGCUCAAGUCCAUCAACCCGCCAUGCGUGCCUUUCUUUGGUAUCUACCUGACCAACAUCCUGAAGACGGAGGAGGGCAACCCGGACCACCUCAAGCGCCACGGCAAGGAGCUCAUCAACUUCAGCAAGCGGCGGAAAGUGGCGGAGAUCACCGGGGAGAUCCAGCAGUACCAGAACCAGCCCUACUGCCUGAAGCAGGAGCACGACGUCCGGAGGUUCUUUGAGAACCUGAACCCCAUGGGCAACAUGAGCGAGAAGGACUUCUACGACUACCUUUUCAACAAGUCCCAGGAGAUCGAGCCCCGGAACUGCAGGCAGCCUCCUCGCUUUCCCAGGAAGACCCUGUACACCCUCAAGUCCCCGGGGAUCCGGCCGGUCCGCACCUCCACGUCGGGCACCCUGAAGGGACACCCCGUGGCCCUGGAGCGCGAGCCCCCCCACAAGAUCACUUUCCGCAGCAUCGCCGAGACGGAGCUGGAGACGCCCGCCUCCGCCUCGGUGCCCACCUCCCCCAACACGCCCACGCCGCCGCAGUCCGCCUCCUCCGACCUCAGCUCCGUCUUCACCGAGCCCGACCUCGGCAGCUCCUACGGAGGUAACUCCAUAUUCGCCCCCGUCAUCCUGCCUCCUUCAAAGUUCCACUCGGCGUCCUGCGGCAGCCUGCACCACCUGGGGGAGGAGCCUCUUAAGCCCCCGCCCCUCCCCCCCCGCAGGAAGGACGCCAUGUCCGAGGCCAAGAUGGGCCCUCUCUCCGACUUCCCCCCCGCCAUCCCCCCCCGGCUGCCCCCCACCCUGCCCCGGGUCCAGCCGCGGGCCCCGCUCUACAACGGUCCCCCAGGCGAUGGGCCCCUGCCCAGCCCCCCGCCCCCGCCGCCCCGGGACCCCCUGCCCGACACGCCCCCCCCGGUGCCCUACCGGCCCCCGGAGAUCUUCAUCAACUACCCGCCCAGCAUGCAGCCCUCGCCGGUGGGCCGCUUCCACUGGGACUUCGGCAGCCUGCCCACCUCCCCCGGGACCCCCCCGGGGACCCCCUCCCCGCGGGUGCCCCGCCGCAGCUGCCCGCUGAGCGCCAGCCACAACAGCCUGUGCCCGCCGCCCCCCAUGGCGUCGGCCCCGCCCGUCCCGCCGCGCCACAACUCCUCCCCCCAGCUGCCCAAGCUCCCGCCAAAGACAUACAAGCGGGAGCUGCUGCAGCCCGCCUUCCAGGCGCUCUCAUUGGUGGAGAACACGGACAGCAGCCAAUGAGACGGCCGUUUCGGAUUUAGUUUUUUUUCCAGUGGUUUUGAUUUUGUUUCUUUUUUUUUGUUUAUUUUAUUUUUGUUUUUCUUUCGGACGAACUCUUAACGAGGAGGGGCCGACGAGAUCCAGGGGAGGGGCAACGGACGGCAGAGCGCGCUCGGAUUGGUCGGAUCAUCGGGCCCGGUUGACCCAUCGAUUGGUCAGUGGAUCGACCAAUAGACGACAGAAUGCUGCUGCCACGCCCCCAACCCCCUCGCCUUCCUCCGCCCGCCACGCCUGACUCCUCCCACUCCCGUCGGCUCAAGAGCCCCGCCUCUCAGGGGUUACGUAGCUCCGCCUACAUUUCAAACCCUCAGUGCCAAUGAGCCACGCCCCAAUAAGGGGCCCCCAGACGCUGGUGUGUGUGUGUGUGUGUGUGUGUGUGUGUGUGUGUGUGUGUGUGUGUGUGUGUGUGUGUGUGUGUGUGUGUGUGUGUGUGUGUGUGUGUGUGUGUGUGUGUGUGUGUGUGUGUGUGUGUGUGUGCACACGGAAACAAGCCUCUGCGCUUCUCCCGUGGAGAGUGCCCUCUGUAGCGACCCUCCCCCCUUUGAGGAGUCACAUGGUCUCCUCUGGAUCGUUCCACUGAGGUGGGGAAAGCAUGGGGGCGUGGCCAUGACGGUGGCCAUGUUGGCGGCUCAGACUCUCGAUGCACGUCCCUGCUCCCGCCGCGGGGGUUAGUGUGCGGGGCUAGCGAGGCACUAGCGAGUAGCUAGCGAGGAGCUAACGAGGAGCUAGCGGUGGCUAGUGAGGAGCUAGCGGUGGCUAGCACGUCACCUUUACUGUUAAUGUUUUUCUACAAACUCAACACAUGGCCAAAGUCUUAUUUUAUGCAGGGGGGAAAGGGAUUUUGCUCUCUUUUUUGUUUUUUUGUCUUUGUUUUGUUUUUUAAAGAGAUGACAUCAUCGGGGGCAAAAAGCAAGACAUGUAAUCCUAUUGGCCGGUGCAACACUGAACACCCCGCCCCCUUUAUCGCUACUGUGCACUGUGACUGAACAGGAGGGAGAUGGAGUCAUCAGGCCUGUCUGUCUCCGUCUGUCUGUCUGUUUUUCUCUUCGCCUGUCCCCCCGUGUGUCCAUCUGUCUUGUCUUUUUAGCUUUCCCUUUCUAGCCGUCUAUCCCUGUGUGUGCGUGUGUGUGUGUGUGUGUGUGUUCCAACAGGCCUGCCCAUAGCCACCCUCAUCUCCCCAAAACGUUGCCUUUUUUGAGAAGAAAACAAAAAACCCACAGCACUGACCUCUGACCCCUGGUUAGGGGUGCCUCGGCAGGAAGACAUGAGGCCAGAGUCUGGACGCCAUUUGCACAUCAGGCUGUUUUGUCUUUUUUUGGUUUUGAGGUCAGGUGACUUUCCCCCGCCUCUCUGCAGCCUUGGGUUCAUCUGGAGGGGAGGCGGUGCAGGGUGGGGGUGUAGUACUGCCCCCGGGCCAGCAGGGGGCAGUACUACACGGGGCGCUGAAGGGUCUGACUGGACUGGAGCGCUGUCCGGAGACGCCCCUUGGAGCAGGACGUUGUGUGUCUUGUGUGUCUCCUCUCUCAAGAAGCCAAGGUGAUGUCUUAAAACUCUUGAAGCCCCUUCCUGGGUCUCACCCUGGACCGUGUGGUCGGUCCUACGCUACCGCGGCAACCACCCUCCUCCUUCUCCUCCUCCUCCUCCCCCUGCCGCUCCUCCUCUUCUUCUUCGUUGGUAUGAAUAGACUGCUAUGUAACUAAAGCCCAACGCCCCCCAUAACGUGCCUCCCCUCUCCCAACCAAAGUCUGGGACUAAAGGGACAGUGCCCUCCGGUGGCGGCUACAAGGAACUACAAACCAAGAGAAAAGCAACCGAUAAUGAGGAACAUCCACACCCUCUCUCUCUCUUGAUCUCUCUCUCGCUCUCUCUGUAUCUCCCUCUCUCACCCUCUUUCUCUCGCCCUAUGUCUCUCUCUCUCUGACUCUGUCUCUGUCUCCCUCUGUCUCUCUCCCUCUCUCUCUCUGUCCAUCUCCCUCUUCCUCUCUCUCUCCGUCUCUCUGUCUCUGUCUCUCUCUCCCUCUCUCCGUCUCCCUCUCUCUCCGUCUCCCUCUCUCCCUCUCUCUCCGUCUCCCUCUCUCUCUGUCUCUCUCCCGCUCUCUGUUCAUUUCGUACAGACUGCGGGGUCCCCUGCAUCCUGAACAGAUGUGCCUUUUUACUUUCUCUUUGGAUUUUACACAACAAGCAAAAGGUGUCUAAAAGCAGAAAAAAAGCAAAAAAAAAAGAAUAAAUAAUAAAGUUGCCUAUGUAAUGUUGAGAACAAAACUAUACACUACGAAUUGUACAUGUUUGUGGAUACAGUGUGUGUGUACGGGUGUGUGCGUGUGUGUGUGUGUGUGUGUGUGUGGGCGUGUAUAUAUAACAUGUAUACACUAACGAUUAGGAUUUGUAUAAAGUGACGUUUCUCUCUCGUUGAUGGUCUCUCCGUCUCGCGGCGGCGGCGUCAGACUUUGCCUAACAGUCCGAUGCUGCUACCGUCGGCACAACGGCGACCACGGCCCCACGCAGGUCGUCGUGACAACCUAACAGACAAUCCCCCAAACCCCCCCCAUCCCAGCUCGCACUCUGGGACUAUUCACUGAGAAUAAGCCAUGACCUUUGACCCCCGCCCACCCUCUGUGACCCUGCAACCCCCCCAACCCCAUGACCCCCCCAAUCUCCCCUUUUAGCUAUUGUUUUUUUGUUUUUUUUUAAAGCAAUGGAAAUGUACAGAGCGUUUGCUUUACUCCACCACUUUACACACCAGACUAACUGCCUUUCUCUUCUUUGUGUCUCUUUGAUUUUGUAAAGGCUCGGUCACGACAGAACGCAUUAAAGAGGGGGGGGAUGUAUCAAG
Messenger RNA from Gadus chalcogrammus (walleye pollock), 7773 nucleotides. It is a transcript of the gene sos2, whose product is annotated as son of sevenless homolog 2 (Drosophila). Gene Ontology annotation, molecular function: guanyl-nucleotide exchange factor activity; protein heterodimerization activity. Gene Ontology annotation, cellular component: plasma membrane. The coding region runs from base 897 to 4901 and encodes 1334 amino acids. Gene Ontology annotation, biological process: Ras protein signal transduction; positive regulation of GTPase activity. The transcript is spliced from 23 exons. The record is from RefSeq and is a predicted model, not a curated record. NCBI's taxonomy places the organism in Eukaryota, Metazoa, Chordata, Actinopteri, Gadiformes, Gadidae.